UACCUAAACUGUGCUUGCACACAACUUUCUACACCAAGUCCUAAAAUCGAAAUAUUUUCCCGAUUCCUCACUUUGGCGCCCAAAUUCAAAUGCUCCCAAAUCAGCCUUUUGGGCCUCUAUCCUGGAAGUCUUGCCCAUUCUCAAAGCCCACACUUUCUACCAGCUCACUUUGGGCCAGAUUUCCAUUUGGAGCACACCUUGGUGUGAAGGAUGGGAUCAGAUAUACGAUUCUUUGAUCAUACAACCAGAAAACUAUUCCUACCCAAGUCAGGUUAAAGAUCUGUGGAUUCCAGGGCAGAAAAUGUGGAAUGAACAGCUAAUUAACAUUUUAUUUCAGGAACAGAUGGCGCAAAGAAUCAAGAACACUCCAAUUAUAAAUGCGGAAGAGGAAGAUUGCCUUUGCUGGAAACUAACACCAACAGGUAAAUGCAAUUCCAAGAGUGCUUACAGAGUAUGUCUCGAGAAUUUGUUCGAAAGCGGGGAGCCAAGACCAAGACAGGUUGGAGUACAGGAGCCGCAAACAAGAACAGGUGCACAACAGGAAUUGACAAAUCCAGGAAGCACUAUUAGUUCAGAUUUGAGAAUUCAAGGAAGCAAAAUAUUCUCGGACGCGACCUGGAGGAAAAUAAGUACACCUGGUGCUCAAGAAAAUCCGAAGACAGGCUUAGGAGUGUACUGUCAAUUUACAAGAGAAUGCAGGGAAGAAACUGUGAUGAUUCAGGCCUCGACAAUCCAGCCAUCGUCUCCAAUUCUUGCAGAAGCUGCUGCCUUACUCCUCGCCUCAAACAUUGCAGCAAAGAUACAAGAGCAGGGAGUCACAUUCCUUACUGAUAAUCUUACUCUGGCAAGAGCAGCGGCUGCCCAUUCGAUCGCGGACAAGCAAGUACCCUGGGAGCUUCGACAACAAAUCGCGGACUACAAAAAGGCAUCGGAGCACCUUAUUCCGAAGAUUUAUCAUAUAAAGAGAAAUCUGAAUACUGUUGCCCAUGAUUGUGCUAAACAGGCUCUUCGACGAUCUGAGUCGAUGCCUAGCUUUUCUUGCUUAAAUUCAGCUCACAAAAAUAUAGGUACCUGCCCAUAUGCUAACUCUCUGCAAAAUCUGGAACUUCAGGGCUUUAUACUUCAUGAUGUAAUUUGCUUAUGAGCUGAAUGAAAUCUUAGCGCCUCUGGCGCCUGCUUUGUUCAAAAAAAAAAA
Lolium perenne is the source of this 1195-nucleotide messenger RNA. The record is from RefSeq and is a predicted model, not a curated record. Lineage: Eukaryota; Viridiplantae; Streptophyta; Magnoliopsida; Poales; Poaceae.